AACAAUGGACUGCUAUACUCGCGCUGACCUUAAAUGCAUUCGCUUCGCAGCCUAUUUUGUCUGUGCCAUGCAGUAAAUGGAAAAAUAUCGUUAUCCUAUGCAAAAUAUUUUUGUUCAUAACCCUUUCUCAUGUAUCAUACCCGCUGUGCAAGGGAACGAAAAUUCGUUUUUCAGUGUCCCUGUGCCGUUGUCAUCUCAACCCAAACGGGGGCCACUUCUUCAAGAUCCAUGUCCAACCUUCAAUCCACCAACAAGCAGUAUAUCGAGUUCAUUUACAUAAAGUGUGUUUAUUAGGUCCUUCAAAUGACAUCAUGCAAACGUCAUUAUGUGAAGUAAAUUUGGAUGAUGUCCCGAUGGAAAUUGUUACUUCUGAGGAAGACUCUGGAUCCGAAUAUGCUGAUGCUUUCCUCUCCGCAUACACAGAGUCAGACGAUUCAGUUGUUCAGAACGUAGGUUUACCUCAUUUGUUAUUUAUUUCUGAAGUGCUCAGCAGAAUUAGAUGAAAUCGAACUCAGAAGUCGUGCACUAAGGAGUAUGUUGCUCCAGAAAAAAACCGCUUCAGGGAAUGAAACUCAACCGAAAACUGAUCUCCCACUGCUUCAUAACUUACCUGAAGUCAGGAAUGCUUUUUCAAAAGUCAAGGCAUCAUGUAAUUCAUCAACUUUAAAACAUAAGCAGAAAUUCGUAAUUACGUUACAUGAAUCAUCAGAUAGCGAUGACUCACCUAGUCAACCUGUUGGUGCUGUUUUCAAAGGUUCUACAGCAAAGAAAUGCGCUUCUAAACCUCCAAUCAUAGUGAAUAUUCCUAAUCAAUCAAAGAAAAUCAGUCGUUUUCAUCAAGAAGAAAAAAUGUUGUUGCAACGAAAAAUGGAGCUUCUCAGAUUGAAACUAACUGUUAAACGUCAACAACACUUAAUAGAUGAACGACGUAAAAUCGUUCGGAAGUUAUCAACUACGUUAUCAGAACUUCGUAGGCGCAGUAAGCAUACAGCUUUGUUGUAUAAAGAAGCUAGUAAGUCUCUUCUCAAGGCCCAACGUACAAAUGCUACAUAUCAGCGGAAACUGGCUUCAGCCCAAAAAUUAUAUUCAGAUGUGCUUAAUUCUGUAAACCGCUCCACUGCGGACAUAAUACAAACAGGCUUUGCUUUAUCAUCUGUAAAUCUACGCAGAGAUCUUAUUAUUUUGUCUCUAGAUGUUCUGCAAAGAGCGAAAGUGGUUACGUGGUUUCUUGUUCACUAUCAUUUUAACCCAACUACAUCGAAGUUUAACAUAAAAAGCGUGAAGCCGGUGGCAGCCGUAAAACCAAGUUCGGAAACCUUACUGGAAUUAGAUCCAUUUCGCCCGAUUUGCCCAUUUUUUCUCGAUGGUGAAUGUCUAGACAAAACAUGUAUAUUUCAGCAUCCCAAAAAUUCAACUGUUAUAAAAACAAGACCAAAGACUCUUCCCUCUUCACCUGUGGUUACUACGGAUUCUGUUUCUCUGCUUGGCGAGGAAAAUAAAGGGAAAUAUGAUGACGUGUAUUGUGAAGUGUGUAAAGAGAAUUUGACCGUAUCUGCGUCAGAUUUUUCUCAGUCACCAGAAAUGCAACGUUGGCAUGCAGCUUAUCUUGCAUAUUUACGUUCAGAACCAAAAAGCUCUUCCAUCCUUCUUAAAUUCUUAAGCGACCUCGAAAAAUCCUCAUUCCCUGCAGACUUAUGUGCCCAUCUAGUAUUCGGAUUUUUGCUAUGUUCUAAUAUGGAUCAGAUAACAGUUAAGCAAAAGCUUUUUGAUUGCCUAAAAUCCUCUGGUUUUCCAUUACAUGCCUGUAGAUUAGCAUUGCGACAUUCCAAUUUAAGCAUACCAAUCCGCAGAUCUAUAAUUCAAUUGUCUCUGGAAUAUAUAACUCUUCAAUUCCAGCUAGAUGCACAAGCAAAUCAAGAGUCAAAUUUUGAGUCAUCUUUCGCGUACUUCGUUUAUCAGUGGUGUUUACUUGAACAAGAAGUUGGUUUACAUAACAAGGUAAUAACCAUCCUAAAACAUACUCUCAAAUCAUUACCUAAGGAGAACAAGCUAAUUUAUUUCUUGUGGUGGUUACGAUUAUAUCACCAACUAAACGGCACUUUACCCCAAGAGAACCUAUUUUCUACUGCCAAUUCACCAUGCUUCUCCAAAACAGUCCUUCUAUCUAACCUGGAAAUUAUUGAAAUGGCAGCCACUGAAACUGGCAUUUCUAAAAAUUUAUCUCAGUUACUGGAAUCAUUUGAAAAUAUUAAGACUGAUAUUAGCUUCACUUGCUUUCUGUAUAUCACUCAUUUAUACAUCCAAACUCUUAAUGCAGAUUCCAAAUUUAAAACUGCAGCAGAUAUAGCACUCACAGUAGCAUUACAUUCCCCUGAGUUUGUAGAUGAUUUGUUUUUCCCAUCUGCAGUAUAUUCUCUAUUUUCCUUAGAUUCAUCUCUUGACUGGACAAGCUUGAUAAGUAAUGUACCUGACAAUUUACGAGUUAACCUUAAUUUGGCCCAUCGGAUUGAAUUUGGAUUCUUGAUAACAUGUUUAAAUUGGCGUAGAAAAACUUUAAAUUCUACGGAAUUCCAUCUUAUCGAGUGUUUAGGCAACUUAAUCUUCCUUCCAAAAGAUGAUUGCGAAAGCGUUAUUUCAGCGUAUGAAAAUUUGUUGAAUAUAAAGUCCAGUAAUAGCAGUCUUGUUAACUUUAAAGUAUGUCCACGAAGUUCCACAUAUUUAUGGCUCAGUUAUUGUCUGUAUACCAUUAUUCAUUGCCUAAAUUAUGGUGAAGUUUUAGACCACUUGAUUAGUCACUAUAAGUCAUGCAUCAGGAAUUGUGCAAACGAAGAUCCAAAUUAUGUUUUCAUUCGUCUUCUAGCCCUAAUGAGUAUCUUAUUAGCAAGUCAUGUGAAUCAGAUGGACAAUUCAACUUAUCCUAGUAUCAUAAAGUUACUGUUUAUCGAUAACCCUUUCAAGUUGGAUCGUAAGUUACUUCCAGCGUACUUUCUUGAAUCAAUUCAACAAAUUAAUUUAGGGCUUCUUCCUCCUGGGAUUCGUCACGAUAUAUGUGUGCAACUUGUUGAAAUAUAUGGUGCUUCUCUGGUUCCUUCUUUGUGUCGGACUUUAUGUGCUCUAGGCGACCACUUUUUAGCUCAAAGUCUGUGUGCAAUCGGAUGUUUAGAUAGACCCGAUAAUGAAGACUUCUGGCUUUUGUAUGCUUCUACAACAUUUAAAACCCUCUCACAUAUACGAUCAUCUGAACAGUUAUCAACUCUUCUAGAAAUUCUAAUAAAUGCAACUUCUGUGGUCACCUCAAGUUCUCGACUUUGGAAAUAUUAUGCACUUGCUGUUCGCAUUGCCAAGGUAUCAGUAGAGCAAAUAACGAGCCGUGCGAAGUCUGUUGGGAUGUAUGAUCUCAUUUCUAGUAGUCUGAACGAUGACAACCCUACGAAAUUUUUAUCGGAACUUGGGCUCCUCUGUGAUGAAAGAUCUAUGGACAGAAAAAGUUAGGAUUGAACCAUUAAAGUAAGUUAGUUCAGGAAAGUUAUAUUGUAAUAUCCUUAUUUUCAAAUUUGGUUUUGAUAUCUUUAUAUCCGGUUUUUUAAUAAAAUGGAUCUAAUUUUAUUUAUCGUAUUUGUUCGUCUAACCGUUUAUUUAUCUGCUCUUCGGUGGUUUACAACAUUUGUUUUUCUAGAACUUUCUGCAGGCCUUUUUGUCAAGUUUAAUAAAAAGCCAAUCAUUGUUAAUUUCUGGAAAACACUAGUUUGCUGUUCGUUUUGCUGACCAUUUGUUGAUACAGCAUAGGAUAACAAACGUAAUUUAUCACUAGGGGACUUAGCUAAGGUAGUUUGAAACUUACCACUAUGACUCAGGUACAUUUAUUCUUUUAUUUUCUCCAAUCUUGAGCAUAAUACUACCACAUACUUCCCAUUCCCAAACCUCACUUGUCCCUUCUAAACUGUCUCAUAUUUGUAGUUUCCCGCAAAGAUAAGUAUUUUCAUUUUCAUUUUGCUGGUCUCAUAUUAAUAAAUGUAAGUUUUGAAAAUUUAGAUUGACAUAAAUUUGUGCCGAAUUACAUAAUCUUUUUACUUCUAUCUGUCAAUGUUGUAUCCCCUGGCGAAUUAUGAAUCAUAAAUCUGAUGUCCAUUUAUGGACAAAUGUAAUACGCCUAUUCCUAUUGGAUAGUUGUUAAAUGAGUAACCUAAAUCUGAUGUCUAUUUAUGGACAAAUAUAAUAUGCCUAUUCCCUAUUGGAUAGUUGUUAAAUAAGUGACCUAAUCGUUCCGUGUUCCUCUUAUCAUAACCUUUAUUUUGACCUUGGAACUAUUAUUAUUGAUUACUUUCCUCCUAGCUACAGCCACAUUGGCCAAUUACUGUACAAAUGUUAUUUUUCUAUUUUUUGGUAUAAUUGGGUCUGUUUGGUUAGUAUAUAUAACCCAGUGUGCUUGUGAAUAAGGAUUCAUAUUACCGAGGCUGUUAUUUGUGUUCUGGACUCAACUGGCUGGGCUAGGCAGUUAGGAAGGACCGAAUAGCAAUCAAGGCUGCUCGUACGUAUUUUCUGUAUCAUUGCACGUUUCAUAUACAAUAACGAGCUGUUAUACAUCAUAACACAAUCAAAGUAAUGCCAACCUAAUUUGUUGCUUCUGGAGAAAUGGGAUUUUGUUGAUAGCCAUUAGAUAGUAUAGACUUUUUCGUGGAGUGAGUCUCCAGGAUCUUCAGUUUAUGCUUACUAAAUUGUUACAAAUUUCCUGCGAUUUGCCACAAACAGCAUGUUAAUACCAGUGAAUUUAGGCACACUGCCCAACACAAGAGUUAGGGGCGGCCAAACGAAAACAUGGCAUCAGUGCUUGAAGUCACUAACUUCUAGUCUAAGCCAUGUUGGUAGAUGCAGACUACGUGGUUGGGGUCCGCGUGACUAUCGUAACCAAUGGUUGGAGACUCUAGGUGACAUUGCUCAGAAUCGAUCACAAUGGCGUAGGUGUAUACACUCUUUAUCUUCCCUUAAACCUUGAGAUUAAAAUUGCUUCAUAACUUUUUUUCCUUCCUAUACUAUAUCCUUAUAUACAACUUUUCUUUAUAUACUACCACCACUAAAUUAAUUACGUCUAUGUAUCCGGUGUUGAUCUUGUUGUGCUAACGAAGUAUGGCAACUUGGACCGAUGCAUAUAUGUGCCUGGUCCUACGUUGUCGCUGACUGACUGCCCAACACAAACUUAGUAUUAGUGCUUGACAAAUAAUGUCAGUUGAUGGACACAAUAUAAGUAUUGGAUUAGUUUUCUCAAAUGUUUUCGGGAUCCAGUACUCUGUUUCUGUCUGGCUAACUAUUGCUAGGACAGAUCGUUUCUGUAUGUUCAAACUUAUUUAUCUUGUUUUUGUAAUUUAUUGCUGUCUGGCUAAAUGUGACUUCAUAUUUUUAUCCACACUUGUUUAAGCAGAUUUAAUAGCAACUUCACAUAAUUUCAACCUACCUUUUAUUAGACCUGGCUACUUUCAUACAUUUUCAUGUAUUUUGAGUACGUACAUGUUGCAGCGGGAACGUUUAUAAGAGAUAAAGACAGUGUUACAAAACAGAAAACAUCUAGUCCUAAAAUAUUUAUGUGUUCCCCAACUCAAAAUAGUUGUUUUCGACAGUUUAUAGUCAGUCAAACGUUUUUGCAUACCUUUCUGUGUCUUCUGUUAUUGUUUUCCAAACGCUUUAGGAUUUCAUCUAUCUAGUGGCAUCAAUUGUCUGUUCAUAAAUCCCAUCGUGGUUACUUUCCUGACGAAUUCCGUUUUGAAGCUAACUGAUAGGAGUAUUCCUCGCUAAAUAGGAAUAUAUCACACAUUGUCAUAGUAGUCUAGAGCGACAAAUAGUCGUCUAUUUUUAUUAACAGGGUGUAAAUGUAAGAUUUCGAAAUAAUGAUAUCGAUAGUAGCAAGGAACGAAACAUAUAGAAUGUUUCCAAAGCAACGAAUGAAAUUGGCAAAUAAAGUGUGAUGUUGACCCCUAAGAUUCAGUUGAUAAACGCAUUUUUAUCGCUUCUAUUAAUAAUACCUUUAUCAUCCUGUUAAUUUCCUCUCCCUCUAUGCUAGAGUGUAACAACUUCGAACCGGUAAGUAUUCGUCUCAAUUCCUACACUGAAUAUGAUUAUGACCAUUAAAUAUGUUUACGUCACACACCCCGAUCAGAAACUAUGCACGUUCUUGGAUUAUUACACUUGAAUUUCUAGUUACUAAACUUCAGAUUCGGAAUUGUUUAACAGAUAGUUGUUCCUGAAGAUUGCCCGAUUAGCUUGGCGUUCUGUGUAUGGGAAUAGGUAUUUAGUGUCAUUGAUUUAGGUUUCUCACAUGCUGCCAAAACAUAUCUGUGUCCCCACAAUUCAAGCAGUUGAAACCUAAUGUAUGGGACAAACUGGACACUUCAGGUGUGCAUAAAUAUCAUGGGCAUAAAACGUUGACAUUUCUUGAGAUAGAUCAUUUGUUUUUAUUGAUAAUUUUAAAGAGAACUGAAAUAGUGAAGAUAUGUCUUACACUUUCGCAACCGGUAGUGACAGCUAGAUUGAUUUUGCUCAGAUUCUAUGCAAUAAUUUGGUGACCGUAAUUUAGGCAUUCAACCAUCAUUACAAAAGUUUUUCCAGUCAAGUUAUCUUAGGUAAGUGUUGCUUUACUCAACUUUAUUGUUGAUGAUGACGGUAUUAUUGUUGCUUCUUUUGUAGUUAUUGUUCUCAUAAUGAUAUUUUAGCAUUACAAAGAUUAUUUCUCAUUUAGUCAUUGUUCUGCAUAAAUUUUCAGGAGAGUUACAUACACCAAUUUUAAUGCUGGGGACAUUUUGGUUUGUUAAGUGUAUGUAUAUGUAGAGUCCAAUAGACCGGUAUGAAGAUCGCUUUCGGUCAUGAACUGUACAGUAAUUUAUAUAUGUAAAUAAAAUUCCAUUUGUAAACAAUUACUAAAAG
Molecule: messenger RNA, 6912 nt
Organism: Schistosoma rodhaini
Lineage: Eukaryota; Metazoa; Platyhelminthes; Trematoda; Strigeidida; Schistosomatidae
Source: the annotation of a GenBank genome assembly